UUCAGCCAGAAGAAAGAGAAGGAAUAAUAUCAGAUGAAUCUGAUGUAUUCAAUGAACUCAUGAAUGCUGGAGGUCAAGCAAGAGAAGCUGCAGCUAUGAUUGCGUCCCUGAAAGCAUCUGUUAAAGAAUUUCAGACGAAAGAAAUGCUCUCUGCUGAAGAUGCAGCAUUAUUGCAAUCAAAACAGGAUGAACUCAUGGCAAAGCUUGGUGAAUUUGGAGCUCUGACAAUUAGGAUACAAACCCUUUUAAAACUUAGUCAUCUGACAGAGUCUCAGCUAUGCCUGUUGGAGGGCCCACGUCCUGGUGAAGAGGAGGAGACAUUUGAUUUGGAAAUUGAGGAUGAAAGUCUUCCUAAAGUAAUAAUUUGUGGUUCCGAAGAUCAUAUUCCAAGAAUUGUUGUUUGUGAGCCUACAGUGAAGAAAGAAGAACCUUUACUGAAGUGUUGUUGUGCUAAGCAUCCAAUACUUCUUGGAGGUAUUGGUGGUGAUACUGCAGGUUACAAAGGAGACAUCACAAUGGAUUCCCUUUUGAAGCAGUUAAGUAGUCUGCAGCAAGAAAUGAAGCUGAUAACUGAAGAAAACAAUUUUCUGAGCAAAAAGUUGUCUGAAAUUACUGACAAGACAAGAUGCAGUGUCUGCAAUAAACCAAAACCUCUUUGUCGCUGUGAUAAACCAACAGCUCCUCCAGUAUGUUGUGGAUCAAAACCAGUACCUCCCAGCUGUUGUCCACCGAAACCAAAGCCUGUAUGUAACUGCCCACUUCCACAGAAGCCUCCAUGCCUCUGUUGUCCACCUUGUCAAUGCUCUGGACCACCAAAUAUACCUUGCUGCUGUGGGGGAUCUGCUACAAUUCCUAAAGGACCUGUUCAGUCAACAUGUCCAGUAGUACCUAAACCAGAGCCGCUUUGUGCAUGUUGUAAACAAGCAGACAAAAAGGACAGCUCUGCUGCCAUUGCACAAAUGGAAACUCGCCUAAGGAAUAUGAUCACUGAUGUCAGCAAAAUGCAAUGCCAACUGCGAGAGCUUCAGCAGCUGCGUCAAAAAUUAGAAGAAGAAAAAUCAGAUUUAUGCCCUUGUUUUGAUGAGCUGUUUUGAAUAAA
Schistocerca nitens (vagrant locust) is the source of this 1099-nucleotide messenger RNA. RefSeq lists its product as uncharacterized. NCBI's taxonomy places the organism in Eukaryota, Metazoa, Arthropoda, Insecta, Orthoptera, Acrididae. Bases 60 to 1094 code for a protein of 344 amino acids. The transcript has 6 exons. The record is from RefSeq and is a predicted model, not a curated record.